AUGUUUACCUUUAGCUCAUUACAGGGAGCGCUAUCAGAAUCAGCCGCGUCGCAAUCUAUUCUUGAGCUAGAUGGAGGUAUUAAAGUCUUGGUUGAUGUCGGCUGGGAUGAGUCCUUUGAUGUCGCUAAGCUUAAGGAACUAGAAAAACAGGUGCCCACGUUAUCCCUAAUUCUUCUGACGCAUGCUACAACAAACCAUAUUGCCGCUUAUGCGCAUUGUUGUAAACACUUCCCCCGUUUUACAUCCAUCCCAGUAUAUGCGACAUCGCCUGUAAUCGCUCUAGGUCGCACCCUACUCCAAGAUCUUUAUGCCUCUACCCCCGUUGCUGCCACCACGAUAUCUUCUGCUUCUCUCGAAGAGGUCUCGUAUGCAGCUCAACAGUCUUCCUCCGACAUACUUCUACAAGCUCCCACGCCCGAAGAGAUUGCGACAUAUUUCUCCCUAAUACAUCCUUUAAAGUACUCCCAACCACACCAACCGCUUGGUUCCCCAUUUUCCCCUCCCUUGAACGGCCUGACGAUUACGGCGUACAACUCAGGUCGAACCCUUGGAGGCACUAUAUGGCAUAUACAGCAUGGGUUGGAAUCUAUUGUGUACGCCGUAGACUGGAAUCAAGGACGCGAAAAUGUGUUCGCGGGAGCGGCCUGGCUGGGUGGUGCAGGGGGUGGAGGUGCUGAGAUUAUCGAACAGCUGCGAAAGCCGACUGCUCUGGUAUGUAGCAGCAGAGGAGGCGAGAAAUCAUCUAUUGCUGGAGGCCGGAGUAAGCGAGAUGAACAAUUGUUAAACAAGGUUAAGGCCUGUACUACAAGGGGAGGUACCGUUCUAAUACCUAUCGACUCGAGCGCCCGCGUCCUAGAGCUGGCCUACCUGAUGGACCAUGCAUGGCGAGCGGACGCGACGACGGGCGAUGGCCAGCUAAAAUCCGCCAAACUCUACCUUGCAGGACGCAAUAUUCACAGUACUAUGAGAUAUGCCCGUAGUAUGCUCGAAUGGAUGGAUGAUGGCAUCGUUCGAGAAUUCGAAGCCGUAGUCGAUGGCUCUAGGCGAGUUAACGGCACAACGGAUGGCGCCAAAUCUGGUAAAGAAGCUGGCCCAUUCGACUUUAGAUUCCUGAAACUACUGGACAGAAGUGGUCAAAUCGAGAAGGUCUUCGGUGGCGAAACCGACGACAGUUCUACGGCCGGCAGGGUCAUCCUCGCAAGCGACUCUACACUCGAAUGGGGGUUCUCGAAAGACGUACUGAAACGGAUCGCGCAGGACUCGAAAAACAUGGUCAUCUUAACAGAGUACCCGUCCUUAGCCUCGGAGACACGUCCGUCCUUGGCGAGAAGUCUCUGGGCGUGGUGGAAAGAAAGUCAGGAACGUGCAAGUGAGGUCUCGAAUGGUAUAGAUACGCGCAAGCUCGAAUUUACGGACGCAAAAAGGCAACCCUUAGAAGGCAACGAUCUCGUCAUCUAUCAGCAAUGGCUUGCACAGCAGCGCCAGCUUCAAACUACUCUUCAGAGUGGAGGGGCCAACGUGCUUGAAGCGACAGGGGAUGUAGGCGAUGAGGCUUCCGAAUCAGAGUCAGAGUCGGAAGAUUCCGAUAAUGAGCAACAGGGCAGGGCUUUGAAUGCCGCAACUACGAUGGGCCAGGCUAGUAGGAAAAAAGCUGCUCUAACAGACGAAGAUCUGGGUAUCAACAUAUUACUAAAAAAGAAGGGCGUCUAUGAUUUUGACAUAAGAAAUAAAAAGGGUCGAGAUAGAAUGUUUCCACACCCAGUCCGUCGAAAGCGUGCUGACGACUAUGGGGAGCUUAUUCGACCGGAAGAUUUCCUAAGGGCAGAAGAAAGGGACGAUAACGAUGGCCAGGACCAGGCACAUAUGGGAAGAGAUGAAGAAGAGGAGAGACUUGGAAAGAAGCGGAAGUGGGACAACGCUACGACUUCUGGCAAAAACCAGGGUUCCGGUCCAUCUAAAAGACCACACUUUACUCGUAACAUUACCGAUGAGUUCGAACCAGCAUUAUCCGAUGGUCUUGUCGAAGACGAACUUGAUGGGAUUCCCGACGAUCCAGACGAAACAAACUUGGGCCCGUCGAAACUGGUAUUGACAACGGAGACCGUUGCUAUCAAGUUAGAAGUCGAGUUCAUUGACCUUAGUGGUAUUCAUGACAAGCGAAGCUUGCACAUGCUGAUUCCUCUAAUCCAACCUCGUAAACUUAUUCUCAUUGGUGGAAAUGAAGGAGAAACCUUGACAUUGGCUUCAGAUUGUAAGAAGCUAUUAGCCGAAGGUUCCGUUAGUAUCUAUACGCCAAACGUGGGCACGGCCAUCGAUGCGAGCGUUGACACGAAUGCUUGGGUGGUGAAAUUGGCCCCCUCACUUGUAAAACAACUUAAGUGGCAGAACGUUCGUGGAUUAAGCAUUGCGACAGUCACAGGACGACUACUUGCAAUACAUAAGGAAUUGGCUAUACGCCACGACGAGGAAGCCGCGAACAAGCGCCUGAAAACUGAGGACUCGACGGAACCUCCAGUCGAAGUAGUGGAGGAAGAAGUUGUCGAGCCUACACUUGACGUUCUUCCCACCAACAUGGCGUCGGCGACACGGUCCGUUGCCCAGCCUUUACACGUAGGAGACUUGCGACUGGCGGAUCUGAGAAAGGCUAUGCAGCAGUCGGGUCAUACGGCAGAGUUCAGGGGCGAAGGCACGUUGUUGGUCGAUGGAUCGGUAGUCGUGCGGAAGACUACGGCAGGUCGGAUUGACGUGGAAAGUAUCGGUCUCCCGACAGAUGGUGGCCCCGCUACCCAGCUUGGUGGCACUUUCUACGCCGUAAAGAAGACUAUCUACGAGAGCUUAGCCGUGGUUGCCGGUGCUUAA
Molecule: messenger RNA, 2859 nt
Organism: Daldinia childiae
Lineage: Eukaryota; Fungi; Ascomycota; Sordariomycetes; Xylariales; Hypoxylaceae
Product: Cleavage factor two protein 2
Exons: 2
Coding region: 1-2859 (952 amino acids)
Biological process (GO): mRNA 3'-end processing by stem-loop binding and cleavage
Cellular component (GO): mRNA cleavage and polyadenylation specificity factor complex
Molecular function (GO): RNA binding
Source: RefSeq, a predicted model, not a curated record